AUGGUGGGGAAAAAAAAGUAAUAUUAUAAGAAAAAGAUAAAUGAAUUAGAAUCAUAUAGGGUGAUAGAUGACUCAUUCAUUCAUUCAUUCAUUUAAAUAUAAAUAGAGGUUGGGGGGUUUUAAUCAUUCAUUCAUAAUGAAUGUACUAAUGCUUGUUUGAUAAUUAGUUUGUUUGUUUAUUUGUAUGCUUUUUGUAUGUAUGUUGGUAGGAAGGUAUUUAGGUUGUAUUUUUUAAUUAAUAAAUUGAAUGGAAAUAUAUUUUUUCUAUUGGUUAGUAAAAAUUCAAUUUUACAACGAGAUUAUCCAAUCAGAAAGCAGAUACAAAAGACAAGGAGAUCAAUAAUUUCAUUAUAAAAAUAAUGCAAAUUGCUUUUGUUUUAAUAAUAUCAAAUAAUUAAAAAAAUACAAAAGAAAAAAAUCAAUAAAAAAACACAUCAAUCUAAAAUGGCCAAAUCAAAAGACGACAGCAAGCCCGCUCCCCCCAAGAGACCCUUAUCCGCUUUCUUCUUAUUCAAGUAACACAACUACGAAUAAGUCAAGAAGGAAAACCCCAAUGCCAAGAUCACCGAAUUGACCUCCAUGAUCGCUGAAAAGUGGAAAGCUGUUGGUGAAAAGGAAAAGAAGAAAUACGAAACUUUAUAAUCUGAAGCUAAGGCUAAGUACGAAAAGGACAUGUAAGCCUACGAAAAGAAGUACGGCAAACCCGAAAAGUAAAAGAAGAUCAAGAAGAACAAAAAGGGAUCCAAGUGA
Molecule: messenger RNA, 750 nt
Organism: Tetrahymena thermophila SB210
Lineage: Eukaryota; Ciliophora; Oligohymenophorea; Hymenostomatida; Tetrahymenidae
Product: high mobility group (HMG) box protein
Exons: 2
Molecular function (GO): DNA binding, bending
Source: RefSeq, a predicted model, not a curated record